AUGAUUAUUUCUUUCGUCCUAAUCUCUCUUGCAAUGUCUUAAUUGACUCUUGUAAGUGAAGAUCUAAUGGAUCAAACAGUAUCAGAUUCUGCUUGGAAUUAUAGUAAUUCCUGUGAUUGGACACAAAGUACAACAGUAGUAAGUCAAAUUGGAAGCUGUACAACAAAUAGUUUCUAAUAUUCUUACGUUGGAUAAACAAUAGGUAGAUAAAUGUACACAGUAACAAAUAUGCCACCACAUUUUUAAGUUAAAAUCAUAGUGGAUGGAUAUUUUCUGAAUGCAAAUAAUAACUAAAUAACAAUAAAAUAUGAUUGCAAUCCCUCAAGCACAGCUUAAAAGACAUUUCAAUACAAAGACAAUGGGUCUGCAAGUAAUAGUAUACAAAGUUAUUAAAAUUUGUGUGAUACAACUUGGUCAAGAUUUUAGUAUCAAACUUUCCUUUUAACAUUUCAGCACAAUGAUAAUGAUUUAUUGCAAUUUAGAGUUUGUGGAUCACUCGGUAAUGGAUAAAUGUAUGGAACAAGAAGUUUAUAAAUAUAUGUUGAUCGAUGUCAUUGGUCUUGCUUGAAAUGUGAAACAAGUGCAGCCAUUGAUAAAUGCAGAGUUUGCUUUACAAAUCCUACAGUUCCAUUAUCAUCAUUAGGCACAUGUCCUAACUGUCCUACUAAUAAACUUUAUAUAGAGUAUUUAGAUAGUUCUAAAGGAUGUUUUACUGAAUGUAGAUAUUAUAGAAUAUCAGAUUCAAAUAAUGUCUGUUAAUUCAAUGAAAGUAUCAUCUAAUUUUAAUAUAUAGACAUGUUACCAUUAGCUACAUAUCUAGAUACUGAUACAUUUACAACUGCUUCUCCAUUUGUUUUCAUUCCUGAUCCUAUCAAUUUUAAUAUAAUAAACGUUGAAAGAAUAUCUUAAAUUCCUUGUCAAACUUCUAAAAAUUAUGUAGGUCCCUUUUAUUCUAAUGAAGGGUAUAAAAUGUAGUUAUCAUUACCUUACAAUCUGACUUAUAUAAGAUUUAGAAUAACUCUAUUAAAAUUGGGAACUUGGGUUGAUUAUUCAACCGUAAGAAUACUUUUAGAUACAGAUGAAUAAGCUUCAAUUUAUAGUGUUGGAGAUGCUUUGUAAAAUAGAAAUGGAUAAGUCUUAUUAACAGAAACAAAUUGUACAAAUCCCGCAGUUACUUAUUAUAGAAUAGAAGCAAAAUUAAGGAGCAAUAUCAUAUCUCCAAUUUUAUAUAUAUAAGGAAAUAUGGAGUAUUAUAUAAAAUCUAUUUAAUUAGUAAUACUGGAUCUUAAUCUUGGGGAUUUAAUAAUGUGGUUUUAGAUGUUAUGAAAUGUUAAUCAACCUGUUCUUGGUGUGAUUAUGAUUUAAAAUGCUAUGCUUGUUCAACUGGAUUACUCUACAAGAAUAGAUGUGUANCGUCCUAAUCUCUCUUGCAAUGUCUUAAUUGA
Messenger RNA from Paramecium sonneborni, 1445 nucleotides. NCBI's taxonomy places the organism in Eukaryota, Ciliophora, Oligohymenophorea, Peniculida, Parameciidae. The record is from the annotation of a GenBank genome assembly.